GAGAGAGAGAGAGAGAGAGAGACUUAGGUGCACGCACACAUGCACACAGACUGACAGAUCAGAAGCGCGCGCGCACACCUGAUUGAUAGACAGAGGCACACUCAGACACACAGAGAGAGAGAGAAAGAGAGAGAGAGAGAGAGAGAGCGGCGAAAGAGAGAGAUGUAGUACAGACUUAAGUGCAAUAACGCGUGUCUGCAGGUAAAGAAAAGCAGCUCUUUCUCCCUAUAAAGCGGAGUUUUGAGCGAUUUCUUUCUCUCUCUUUUUUCUGCUUUCGAAAGAAGAGAAGAAAACAGAAGUGUGGACAUUAGAACCUGUUCGCCUCUGCAUGUCUUACCGCACAAGUUGUCGGUGUGUGUGGGCAAAUGGACAAGGUGUUUUCCUGGACACUCGGAUUCUUCUUAUCUCUCACUUUCCUGCGGCUUUUCCCAGCAGGUGAUUCCCAGAAAGUCGAGAUGCCUAAGAAAGAUGUGGAAGCAAUCAAGGGCCAAAUGGUGGUUCUGGAGGCCUGGUACACGCCCACGUCCAUCAUCGAGAAAAAUACAGUCAUCUGGAACUUCAUGGCCAGUGACUCCAAACAAAUCAUUUCCUAUUCCUCAGGAGAGAUCGGGAUCGGAAGUUCGGAAUUCCGGAAACGUGUUGGUUUCGCUGCGUCCAUGCCCUCUACCAACCUCUCCAUCUACAUCAACGACACGCAGGAGUCCGACUCGGGCCGUUACCUCUGCAACGUCAUCAUUCCUGGAGCACCGGGUCUCUCUGGAGAACUGCAACUCAGUGUUAAAGUCCCUCCUUCCACUCCAGUGUGUUCCAUGAGCGGGGAUCCUGUACUGAGAGGAAACGUGACGCUAAGCUGUAAAUCCAGCUACGGCAAACCUCUUCCUCAGUACAAGUGGACCAAGGCUGCUCCUGUCUCUGAGGUCUACUUCUCUCCAAUGCAGAAUGAGAGGCAGGGCACCCUGAGGUUGAGCAACCUGACCAAAAGCAUGUCAGGUAAAUACGUGUGUAAGGCCAGCAACACAGCCGGAAGCGACAGCUGCCACAUCAACUUGGAAGUCUCCACACCUGAAUUCUUGUGUUCCUCUGCAGCCAGCAAUGCCUGGCUGAUAGCAGGAGCCACUAUGGGUUCGGUUGUAGGGUUCGUGGCCCUCGUCCUGUUUCUGGUCUUCAUCUUGAGGAGGGAAUGUGACACAGAAGAGGAAAUGGCCAAUGAAAUCAAGGAGGAUGCGCAAGCUCCUAAGCGUGUUUCCUGGGCAAAGAGCGCUACCGCAUCAGAUAUCAUCUCUAAAAAUGGCACUCUGUCCUCCAUAGCCAACAGUCCUGUUCCUCAGGACCCUGCUCAUAUGCCUAACAACCAUUACCCAUACUCCCCUGUGGGCUGUGACACCGUUGUCACUGCUUCAGGUGGCACACAUUUAUACCCAGGAGACCCCAAUCCUCUCCAUGGGCUACCUGGAUACAACGUCAGCAAGAUGCCUACCCAUGUCCACCACCAACCAAAGAACAGCUGCACGCUCAGGACUGACAGAGCUCAGCCUCAAGCACCGAGCUCCACCCCUGUACUCGUCAGAUCAGUGCCGAUCUGUGGCACUAUGCCCGCGACGGUAGCCGCUCAGAAACAGGUCGGCUCCCUCGUCUAGACCGGUCCGUGCAAAUUCUCCAGCUCUUGGAGCAAAUACACUCAACAACAUCGUUAGCUCAUGAUUUGUAUUUUUUAUAAUCAAAGUUGCGUUUUUCUUUAUGUGAAAUAUUAGUAGUCUGUUUUAUAGAGCAUGGGAGGGUGGUAUUUUUUUUUUGCCUAGAACAGUGGAUUACACUAAUCAGCCAUAACAAUAAAACCACUGACCAAAACAUUGAAUAUCUCUUACAGGGGCACAUGUGAAAGGGUGGAAGUAAAUAGUCAGUGCUAGAAGGUGAUGUGUCUCAAUGGGGUAAGGAUCUGAGAGAUUUCUCUGAAACAGCAGGUCGCAUUGCAUGUUGUAUGUUAUAAUGGUCCAAGGAGGAACAACCAGUGACCCGGAAACAGCAUCAGAGACACCCAAGGGUCAGCAAAUGUGGCACAAAUUUCUGAAAAAUGUUAAUCCUGGCUCCAAACAGGUGCCAUUGUAAGAAGAUAAUCAGGUUUAUUCACGUCAUCUGUCAGCGGCUUUAACGUUAGAUCUGAUCUGUGUAUAUCUUCAUGUUUUAAACUAUGACUACGACUAAAACUCCAUUCGAUUCCACAGUUUUCUGGUUUCUGGUUGAGAUUUUCUUUCUAAUGAGCAGAAAUGAAAUGAAAUGAAAGAAGAUGCUUUAAUGCUGGUAUGUAAAACAGUUAGAGGUGCAGUUUUUGUUAGGGAUUUGACAACGAUAGGUGCGUUCUCUCUUUAAAUGUUACCUCGUGCCUCUUUUUUCGCUCAGGAGUUUCUACAUCUGGCAGAUCUUUCUUCGAACAACAGUUUGUAUUGUAUUUGUUACACGGGUUACUGUUUAUAAGAGAAAGGGAACCCAUUGAUAAAAGUUCGAUCCAGUUCCAGAAAGGAGAAACAACACAGGCUUUGUAGCUGUGCUAAUUUUUUUGUUUUGUUUGUUUUAAGAGACGUGUUGAAAAGAUUCUCGUCAGGUUUGUGACUUCAUGGUUGCUGCUUCGGUUCUUUACUCGUUUUUUUGUGCAGAUGGAAUGAUAUUACCACCAAAAAGAGAUGAAUAUUUAAUCAAAUAAAUCUACCAGAAUUUUUCUUUUCCUUUAUAUAAAUCUUUCAUAAAUGAUUUGUGUUAGGCUCCUCUUACGCCAGAGCUUUUAUUCCGUAAUUCUCCACGUGGUGGAAGCAGAGAGGUGAAACUAUUCAUUCGUUUAUGAAAGUAAAAACACAAUUCUUGCAUAACAUUAUGUUUAUUUCUUGAUCAAACCAUUGCUCUCUCUGUAAAAUAAACUCAACAGCUGUUCAAUUUUAAACCACAUUUUUCUGAAUUAUUGUUUUAUUAUUAUUAUUAUUAUUAUUAUUAUUAUUAUUAUUAUUAUCAUUUGAUAGAAGCCAAUAUGAUUGGUUGGGUUUAUCCAGACUUCAGUGUUGGUGUUAUUUACAUAGGGUUUCACCUGCUUGCCCUGAGCUUUAAGCUCUAACUGUGUUGAGUACUAAUCAGUGCCACCCAGCUAUGAGCUGAACAGCCUGUUAUCUCAGUAAACAACAAGGUACAAUACGUGAGUAACACAAACGGACAUGGCUCACGCUCACACGUUGUUCGUCUGUUGGAUUUUGAUUCACUUUUUUGGUAAGUAAAAACCAUUUAACGUCAUUUCCUUCGAUACUGAAAACUUCAGGAUUUUGUUACACUGCAACCAAGAUCUCAGUGGACAUUGGGAAUAUAAAGUUAUAUAUCCAAGCUGCUCUGUGAUAAUGUCCCUUUGUUAAAAGUGCUUUAAAUUAAACGAAUUUCAUCAUCUUUGAUUUGUUUACGAAAAAGAUUUAAUUGUUCUGAAACUGCAGUGUUGAAACUUUAGUGAUGAAAUAUUAAUAUAUGAAUUUCAUUUCAGAUUUGCUUCAACUAAAGAGCGAUAAGGGGGGGAAGAAAGUAUUUUUAAAAAUAAAAGUCUUCCAUGCAUUAUUCCAAAUCUACACUAUUCUACUCUACUUCAGUAUAUAUGCUCUGCAGUGGUCAGUAUCUAUCGAAAAAGUAUCCCUUUAAGUUCUGUAAGUAUCCCAGGAGGAUAGAUAGAUAGAUAGAUAGAUAGAUAGAUAGAUAGAUAGAUAGAUAGAUAGAUA
This is a messenger RNA of Hemibagrus wyckioides, 3740 nucleotides long. It is a transcript of the gene esamb, whose product is annotated as endothelial cell adhesion molecule b. Gene Ontology annotation, molecular function: cell-cell adhesion mediator activity. Gene Ontology annotation, biological process: homophilic cell-cell adhesion. The record is from RefSeq and is a predicted model, not a curated record. Gene Ontology annotation, cellular component: adherens junction; plasma membrane. The transcript has 7 exons. Lineage: Eukaryota; Metazoa; Chordata; Actinopteri; Siluriformes; Bagridae. Bases 366 to 1637 code for a protein of 423 amino acids.